AGCAACUAAUAAAUAAGAAAUAACACAGGUGUGGAAAUUUAGCGUAGAGUAGCAGCAGAAAACAUCUCCAGAAAAUUUAAGAGGCUAUCUGGAUGGAGUGUUCAUGCAAUUCUCCGCAAGCUAUAUAAGCUUUCAAGGAAACGUAAUAUAGCUAAACGAAUAUGAAGCUCACUGUAGAAUUUGGGGGUGGCCUGGAGCUUCUUUUCCAAUCAGUGAGGACGCACAAUAUUGAUGUUCCUGUUAAGAGUGGAGAGAAACAGUUAACUAUGGAAGUACUGCUGUUCUGGAUUCGGGAUAAUCUUUUGAAGGAGAGGCCUGAAAUGUUUAUCAAGGGAAAAUCUGUUUUGUGCAGGAGACCUGGUGUGUUAGUUUUGAUAAAUGACUGUGACUGGGAACUUUGUGGGCAGCUGGAAGCAACAGUGGAGGAAAAUGACAACGUGGUUUUCAUUUCAACUUUACAUGGUGGAUAGGAUUUUUAACUUGAUGGCUUUCUCAGUCUUUCUUGCCUAUGCCUAUGCUCGUUCAACUUCAAAACAAAAUUUUAAUGAGCAAGAUUUCUCAAGUCGCUGUAUGAAUCAUCAUUCUUCUUUAAACGUAAUGUGAUUCCAUGGAUGGAAUAUCUAGAUUCUGCUUCACAUAUCAUGGUUGACGAGGAGAUAUAAUUUAAUUUAUGAUUUCUCUAAACAAGGUGGUCGAGGAGAUAAUUUAAUUUAUGAUUUCUCUAAACAAGGUGGUCGAGGAUAUAAUUUAAUUUAUGAUCAUAUUAAGAUUGUCUAGGAGAGAAUUUAUUUUAUGAUUGUUCUAGCGACUCUACUUUCAGGAGGCGUCUUAGAGAACAUGUAUUUGCUAAUUUUUAUGGUCUAGUUCCUGAUUUAUAUUAAAACUGUAAAAUGAUGCAAACUGAAAUCACGUGCUUCAUGAUUUACAUGCACAUGUAUGUUAUGAUAAGUCCUGGAUGUAAGAAGAGAUUUUCUUUUACAA
Molecule: messenger RNA, 981 nt
Organism: Cryptomeria japonica (Japanese cedar)
Lineage: Eukaryota; Viridiplantae; Streptophyta; Pinopsida; Cupressales; Cupressaceae
Product: ubiquitin-related modifier 1 homolog
Exons: 4
Coding region: 162-470 (102 amino acids)
Biological process (GO): protein urmylation; tRNA thio-modification
Cellular component (GO): cytoplasm; nucleus
Molecular function (GO): protein tag activity
Source: RefSeq, a predicted model, not a curated record